Messenger RNA from Ochlerotatus camptorhynchus, 4489 nucleotides. It is a transcript of the gene pzg, whose product is annotated as putzig. Bases 334 to 3585 code for a protein of 1083 amino acids. Gene Ontology annotation, biological process: regulation of transcription by RNA polymerase II. The record is from RefSeq and is a predicted model, not a curated record. Gene Ontology annotation, molecular function: RNA polymerase II cis-regulatory region sequence-specific DNA binding; DNA-binding transcription factor activity, RNA polymerase II-specific. NCBI's taxonomy places the organism in Eukaryota, Metazoa, Arthropoda, Insecta, Diptera, Culicidae. The transcript is spliced from 4 exons. Gene Ontology annotation, cellular component: nucleus.
CGCUGCGACGCGAAGAAUGGUUAAGAUUAUUGCGUUCAAAAGUUAUUGUCGCGUCUUCGUAGGCAUCGGAGUUGUAAAUAUUCGUUCGAGUGCUACACCGUGAUUGCUUUCCCGCCAAGAUUCGCGAAGAAUAAUAAUAUUGUCACCAGUGGUGAUCGAAUGCAGCUUGUUUUGGAUUACCUUUAAGCUGCUAUUAUCAUUCCAGUAGAGCAAGUUGAAACAAUGUUCUUUUAAUUUGACUCAGCGCGGUCAAUCAACGGAAAGUGUGUAAUUCAAUGCUGCUACGAUAGUGCAUCAAAGUGGAAGAGAGCAAGAGCGCGCUAGUAUUGAAAAAUGUACGGACGGAGCGCUCCGGCAAAAAUGGCUCCCGUCAAGGUUUACGGUGCCACCACGACAACAACAGUUCAACAUCAGCAGCAACAGCAACAACAUCAUCAACAGCAACAGCAGCAAAACACAAUGCAGAUGAACGCAGUGCGUAAGAUCAACAGCCUCCUGCAGAGUGGAGCCGUCAGCGUGACCGGUAUACCCGGCAAUCAGCCCAGGAUGAUACAGAAGAAGCCCAUCAACAAUCAGACGAGCGUUUCGAUCACGACCACCAACAGCUACGUUUCGAAGCAGCAAAAAUGCUACGUUUGCGGCGACAAUGCCGGAAUCAACGCGACACUGCUGACCGAAGCAUCGACUACCACCUCCCAAACCGAAUUCACGUCCAAGAUAGCGAAGAUCGUGGGCGAGGGUUACAUGGUCAUCAUCGGCACAGACGAUGUCGUGUGCAGGCGGUGUAUCACACUGUUCAAUCAGAUGGAUAAACUUGAAACAGAUCUGGAGCACGUACGAAAUACGCUUACGAAUUAUAUUCACAGAAAAUAUAACAUACUGGACGACGAUCCGGGCAUUACGCCGCCCCCUGCCAAGAUCCAGAAGCUCGGAAGUACUAAUACGACAUUGUCGACGUACAGUAUAAAAUCCCUAAACGACUCCGGGCAGGACACGAACGAGCUAUCACGAAAAACGAACACAUCCGUCAUGUCGGAGUUGAACAACAGCUCAAUGGACAUCGAAAAACAGAUGUUCGACAUGUUCGACAAACCACAACAGCAGAUUGUAACGCAACAGAUGCAACCACAGCAGCAGCAGCAGCAACAGCAACUGCAGACGACCAACAAUGGAGCGAAUAUAGUCAGUAGUACGGCUCAACCUGCGCCGACGACGACGAUCCGUCGGAAUCCAAUCAAAAUGUACAAGUGCAUGUCCUGUGAUUUUAAAACGCAGGACCUUACUCAAUUCCAGCCCCACUAUGAGCAGUGUAAAGCAAAUACUAGCCAGCAGCUAGCGACACCAACUGCCACGGCCACAACGACCACCUCGUCGGCGUACCGUUGCAAGCUGUGUAAGAAGAUCUUCGCUUCCGUUGCACUCCUAAAGCAGCACAACGCACAGGAGCACCAACACCCUGCCCAGCAACCGACCGAAAUCAAGAUCAUAGACCAGCAGGGCCCGGGAACGACGAUAACGCAACUUUACGCCUGUAAUAUGUGCACUUACAAGACGCCCGACAAACAAAACUACGACGAUCAUCUUCGCAAGCACAUCAAACUGAAGCCAUUCAAGUGUCGUGUCUGCUUAAUGCGAUUCGAAACGCGCGAACAGGCCUCGAUACAUGCGAAAAAUCAUCAACCGGAUUACUUCAAGUGUGGCAUAUGCAACGUCACGUUCAACAAGCGUGAACUGUUGAUGAAACAUUUGGAAACCCACGAAAAUGUCAAGAAGCAUCCCACGGUACAGAAACAUACGACACUUGCUGCGGCACAACAGCAUCACCACCAGCAGCAGCAACAGCAACAACAACAACAGCAACAACAACAGCAAAUCAUACACCAACAGCCUCCACAGUCGCAGAUACACAUCAAGAGUGAGGUCCCUGUGGUCAAUCAGGUCGCCGAUUCGUCGACACAGAAACUGCUGCAGGCCACGAUCGACGAAGCGCUUCGGGAUACGAUCGGUGAAACGAUCGACGCCAAAUCGAUCCAAUUCCACUCGUGUAACACCUGCUCCCUGACAUUCCUCAACGAGAAACUAUACAGUCAACACAUGAAGAUGCAUACCGGUCAGGGUGGCGGAGGAGCUCAGACACCGAUUACGAGUAGUCAGACGAUGGGCAGCGUGUCCCAUACCACCAGUAAAAAGAUGGUCCAUCAGAAUGCGGCUACGCUCAACAACGGCGGCCAGGAGCUACACGGAAAGCUGCUCGCACCGGGUGCUUCUUCGGCAAGCGGUGGCCUCACCACCAGCCAUAGCAACACCAUCUCCGACGGCGAUCUCGAAAGUAUAUUCGAGAAAAUUCACUCGGACAAGAACGAUAUGAACCCCGGUGAUAAUCUGGUCAUCACUAGCCAGGACAAUGCUAGUGGUAACAUCACGUACAGCAUUACGUUGGCGCAACAGGGCCAGGAGGGAACGACCACAUCGGGCCAGACGUAUGUGCAGCAACAACAGCAGUCGCAACAGUCACAGCAGCAGGAGAGUGCCGAUAACAAGAUGGUCACCCAGAACCAAAUCCAACAGCAAGCCUCCGUCGGCAUUGACAUGCCCAUGCUCGAUCAAGGUGAAGACCACCAUCAACAGCAAGCAGGUCAAUCCCAGCUCAAGCAGGAACCGCUGAACAUGCCUGUCAGUAUGCCGAGCCUGGACGAUGACGGUGAGCAGUCCCAGAACAGCCAGACUUCCAACGCCGAAGGAGGCACCAUGGAGCUGGAAGGCAUGCAAGAUUCCGACGGUCAGCAAAUCAAGUUUAUUCUCAACGAAAACGGACAGAUACUGCAGCUGGAUAAUCACAUCCUGACUACCGAUGCGGAUGGAAACCAGAUUCUGGUGCAGGGAACGGAUAGUGAACAGAUUCAGCAGUUGCUCCAAAGCGUGGGUGUGGUAAUGCAAGGCGGUGAAGGUUUGGGUGAAGGAGAAACAUUACAAAUGAUCAGUGGCGAUGGGCAGACGGGACAAAUGAUUCUGGUGCAGGGAGCUGAUGGGCAGGAACAGUUGAUCGACGCUUCGUUGUUGAACGCCGACGGAAACAUCGUAAUCCAGCAAUCUCAAGAGGGUGAACUGAAUGCCGAAGGUACGCACAUAACAACGCAAGAUGGCCGGCAGAUUCCGGUGUCAGUGGCGUUUACAACCUCUGGGGAAGUAGACCAUGAAGGCAAUCUGACGGUUUCUAUGGCCGGCGGUGAUGGCGGUGAUCAGCAGAUACAGUUGCACCUUCAACAGCACGAAGGCGAUGGCGAAGAACAACAACAUAUCGAAGACGGCGAAGGGCAGCAGGGUAUCCUAACCGAAAGUGGUCACAUAAUACUUCACGCUCAGGAUCAAGUCGGUGAGCAGCAACAGAAGCAGGACGGCUCGGAUGAAAGCAGUCAACAUGCGGCGGCUAAUGCAGCGGGAAGUGCCACCACUGGCAGUGGAUCGGCGACUGGCAAUGGAGCCAGUGCAGGAACAACGAGCACCGGGGUCGACGAGCAAGGACUGUUCAACUUUGACGAACUCAUUCAGCCACAGGUGGUAAUCAAGCAACAGCCAGCUCAGUAACCUAAAUGGGGACGUGAUGCGUGCCACCGGCGGCGGCAAUCGAACAACAGCACCGGACAUCGGUUGCAUGGAACUUUGCGAAAUGCACCUAACCACUUUCGAAGAUUUUUGGUAAUGGAUUGAUUGUUAAACAAAAUCAGAUUCUAUAGGGUAUAGGUACAUAAGAUUGGUUGGUAUGCGCGAAUUAAACCACAAACGAGGUCAUAUACAGCUAUUACAGGAUUGUACAUAGGAAGAAGAGUUGUCUGUACCCAUGAUUGAAAGGGAUGUAUUGUAAAUAUGUCUAGUUGCUAAAAGCUUUAGAGAUAGUUAUAUCAUAAAAGAGUAAGCACUUUAGAGACCUAAGUGAUUUAAACAUUAUUUUUGAUUCACUUUUCGUUCAAGUAACAUUUUCAACUGGAUUUUUAAAACAGCUUUGGGUAGACGUCUUAGGUUUGUACGAAUAGAAUGUUUACACGCCAAUACUUUUUUUUAUUAAAUAAUCUGAUGCUAUUUGUUUAGGAACGAUGUUAAUCUUUCACUUAAUCGUUCAUUUGUUUGAACAAAAAAAAAACUUCAAGAUUAGGACAAACUAUUCAAUGUAAACAUCUACCUACUCAUAGAUUUGUUCGCACGCAUGCGAGUACUCUGUCUUUUCUACAUGCAAGUAGACAACAACAAGAAAAAGAAGAAUACUGAACAUUACCCAUAAGUGAUACAAGUUAAGGAUUAUCUCUAGAACGUAGAUACUACAACAUUGAUGCUAUUUUAAAUAAUUAAAAAAAUAUUUAAUUUUGUUCGGAACCUAGACUAUACAUAGCCAUUAUUUGAGGAUGGAAUACUAUAAACGGAGGAGAAAAUUCUUGAAAUAAACGUUAAAACGAAGUGGUAGAUUUGCAACAACCUAUUUUUACACGUCAUACAA